This is a messenger RNA of Gracilinanus agilis (Agile Gracile Mouse Opossum), 2463 nucleotides long. RefSeq names its product zinc finger protein 629 (gene ZNF629). Gene Ontology annotation, molecular function: DNA-binding transcription factor activity, RNA polymerase II-specific; RNA polymerase II cis-regulatory region sequence-specific DNA binding. Gene Ontology annotation, biological process: regulation of transcription by RNA polymerase II. Lineage: Eukaryota; Metazoa; Chordata; Mammalia; Didelphimorphia; Didelphidae. The coding region runs from base 1 to 2463 and encodes 820 amino acids. The transcript is spliced from 3 exons. The record is from RefSeq and is a predicted model, not a curated record.
AUGGAGCAAGGGGCAGAGUUAUGGGGCCCAGAUCUCCAGGGCCCCGAGGAGAGCCUGAGAGAUGGUCAUAAAGGUUCUAGAAGUGAAAAUGAGGAGGAGAAUCUUCAGCCAGAGGGGUCAGGGGAUGAGAUACCUUUGGGAGACCCACCCCAUAGUCCAGAACUCAAGGAUCCCCCAGAGAUGCCCCUGGAGGAGAUUCCUUUGGAUAAUCCAGCCUCUGAGUCAGUUCCUACCCCUUCUGAUUGGACCAAGGCCUGUGAGGCAGGCUGGCAGUGGGGGGCCCUGACCACCUGGAAUAGCCCCCCAAUAGUGACAGCCAGCGAACCCAGUCUUCGGGAGCUGGUCCAGGGCCGGCCCUCAGGGGGUGACAAACCUUAUAUCUGCAACGAAUGUGGCAAGAGCUUCAGCCAGUGGUCCAAGCUGCUCCGACACCAGCGUAUCCACACAGGUGAACGCCCCAACACCUGCUCUGAGUGCGGCAAGAGCUUCACUCAGAGCUCCCAUCUGGUGCAGCACCAGCGCACCCACACAGGCGAGAAGCCCUACAAGUGCCCUGACUGUGGCAAGUGCUUCAGCUGGAGCUCCAACCUGGUGCAGCACCAGCGGACACACACGGGCGAGAAGCCCUACAAGUGCACUGAGUGUGAGAAGGCCUUCACCCAGAGCACCAACCUCAUCAAGCACCAACGCUCCCACACGGGCGAGAAGCCCUACAAGUGUGGGGAGUGCCGACGUGCCUUCUACCGCAGCUCAGACCUCAUCCAGCACCAGGCCACCCACACAGGGGAGAAGCCCUACAAGUGCACCGAGUGUGGCAAGCGCUUUGGCCAGAACCACAACCUCCUCAAGCACCAGAAGAUCCAUGCAGGGGAGAAACCAUAUCGGUGCACCGAGUGCGGCAAGAGCUUUAUCCAGAGCUCGGAGCUGACGCAGCACCAGCGCACACACACCGGGGAGAAGCCCUACGAGUGCCUAGAAUUGUGUGGGAAGACCUUCACCCUUAGUGCCACGCUGUUGCGGCAUCAGCGCACCCACACAGGCGAGCGACCCUACAAAUGCCCCGAGUGUGGCAAGAGCUUUAGCGUCAGCUCCAACCUCAUUAACCACCAGCGCAUCCACCGAGGAGAGCGGCCAUACAUCUGUGCCGACUGUGGCAAAAGCUUCAUCAUGAGCUCCACCCUCAUCCGACAUCAGCGCAUCCACACUGGGGAGAAGCCCUACAAGUGCCCUGACUGUGGCAAGAGCUUCAUCCGAAGUUCCCAUCUCAUUCAACACCGGAGGACCCACACUGGGGAGAAACCCUACAAAUGUCCUGAGUGUGGUAAGAGCUUCAGCCAGAGCUCCAACCUCAUCACCCAUGUCCGUACUCACAUGGAUGAGAACCUCUUCUUGUGCCCCGAGUGUGGAAAGGCAUUUGUGGAUGCAGCUGAGCUCUUGCAACAUCGGCUAAUACACGGAGGAGGAAAGCCCCCUUCUGGAGGAGCUCUUGGGGAUGGGGCAGAGCCAGCCAGCCCAGCAGGAGAGAAAUCCUAUAAGUUCUCCAUGGGGCUUGGGGAAUCGGCACUGCUCCCACCUCCUGGAGCCAAACCACACAAAUGUUUGGUGUGUGGCAAGGGCUUUAAUGAUGAAUCUAUUUUUAUGCAGCAUCAGAGGAUACAUAUUGGAGAAAACCCAUACAAAACCACUGAUGGCACUGAACGUCCACCUCCCCAUCCCUCUCAGCUCCGCCCUCAGAGGACCUUACUUGGGAGGAAAUCCUAUCCAGGUGCUGAGAAGGGUGACAACUCGGACCAUAUUGGACCAACCCCUAAAAACCUUGAGGGUCGAGAAAGCUUUGGUCAAAAUUUGGAACUACUCUCCCCCAAAUCCUACAUCUGUUCUCACUGUGGGGAAAGCUUUUUGGACCGUUCUGUGCUCCUUCAGCAUCAGCUUACCCAUGGAAAUGAAAAACCUUAUAUAUUUCCCGAGUUUAGGACUGGUGUUGGGGAAGGGGCAGGACCCAGCCCCAUCUUGAGUGGGAAACCCUUCAAAUGCCCUGAGUGCCAAAAGAGCUUCAGCCUUAGCUCUGAGCUCCUGCAGCACCAGAAGGUCCAUGCAGGAGAAAAACCCUAUAAAAGCUCCUCUGUUCUCCUAGAGCACCUCAAGAGCCCUUUGGGGGCCCGGCCCUACAGCUGCUCUGUCUGUGGUAUGUCUUUCCUGGACCGACUGGCUCUCAUCCGGCACCAAGGGAGCCACACCCAAGAAAAGCCCCACACUCCUGGGGAGACCCUCCCAGAACCAGCCUCACUGCCUAUGAGCCAGGAUGGGGAGGCAUCCCCUGUGAUAGAAAGCAGCAGUCAAUGUGAAGCCCCUAAAACCCAACCAGGAGAGAAACCUUAUAUAUGUCCUGAGUGUGGGGAAGGCUUCACAGAAACCACGACCCUUCUCCUUCACCGGGGUAGCCAUCCUGGUGUCACCCUAUGA